Electrophorus electricus (electric eel) is the source of this 5841-nucleotide messenger RNA. Lineage: Eukaryota; Metazoa; Chordata; Actinopteri; Gymnotiformes; Gymnotidae. The record is from RefSeq and is a predicted model, not a curated record.
ACGCGGUCUUCUCCACAGGCCCCUGUGUAGAGUGCGUGCGUGUUAUGCCGAACACCACACUGUAGCCUCUGCUUGUCUGUCGGCGUUUUCCUGUCGUCCUGCGUUCCACCGGUCUGCUGUUUUAGCAUCUCAAACGGGAGCCAAGGCCAUUCGGAGAGUUUUGGUGCGACUCGUGUGGUGAGGAGAGAGAGUGCGUGAGGGCUGUGGACGCAUAUGGAGACCGUGCUGCUGAGAGCAGGUCCAUCUGUGGCUGAUUCCAGAAUGAGUAAUCCGUCAGAAACGAGUAAAUGUGCAAUGGAGAGUGCGAAUGGAAACACAGGUGCCCAAACAAACGGACUGGACUUUCAGAGGCAGACGGUGCAAACGAAUGCUAUCACCAACGCACAAGCACAAGCCCUGCUCCAACAGCUGACUUUGACUCCAGCGCAGCAGCAGCUGCUGCUACAGCAGGCUCAGGCUCAGCUCCUGGCCGCCGCCGUGCAGCAGCACUCAGCCAGCCAGCAGAGCAGCACCACGGGAGCCAGCAUCUCAGCCUCCGCUGCCACGCCCAUCACACAGAUCCCCCUCUCUCAGCCCAUCCAGAUCACGCCUCAGUUGCAGCAGCUCCAGCAGCAGCAGAACCUCAACCUGCAGCAGUUUGUGCUAGUGCAGCCUGGUCACCCCAUCGCUGCGCAACUGCAGCCGGCGCAGUUCAUCAUCUCGCAGACGCCGCAGGGCCAGCAGAGCCUCUUGCAAGCCCAGAAUCUUCUAACUCAACUACCUCAAAGCCAAGCCAACCUCCUGCAGACUCAGCCAAGCAUCACUCUCGCCACACAGCCCGCGACACCCACGCGCACGAUAGCAGCUACCCCCGUCCAGCCCCUCCCCCACAGCCAGACGACACCAAAGCGCAUGGACACCCCGAGCCUGGAGGAGCCCAGUGACUUGGAGGAGCUUGAGCAGUUUGCUAAGACCUUCAAACAGAGAAGGAUCAAACUGGGCUUCACUCAGGGGGAUGUCGGCCUCGCUAUGGGAAAGCUUUACGGAAAUGACUUCAGCCAGACCACCAUCUCCCGCUUUGAGGCUCUAAACCUGAGCUUCAAAAACAUGUGCAAACUGAAGCCUCUUCUGGAGAAAUGGCUCAAUGAUGCAGUGUGUGCAGAGAACCAGACGUCGGACCAGGCCCUGUCCAGCCCCAGCUCGCUGGGCUCCCCUGGGCUGGGCAUGGAAGGCCUGAACCGGCGCCGCAAGAAACGGACCAGCAUCGAGACCAACAUCAGAGUGGCCUUAGAAAAGAGCUUUCUGGAGCAGAACCAAAAACCUACCUCUGAGGAGAUCACCAUGAUCGCCGACCAGCUGAACAUGGAGAAGGAGGUGAUCCGCGUGUGGUUCUGCAACCGCCGGCAGAAGGAGAAGAGGAUCAACCCCCCCAGCAGCGGAAGUGCCGCCAGCACCCCCAUCAAAGCAAUCUUCUCCCCGUCCACGCCCCUGGCGCCCACCACGGCCAGCCUCGUGACGAGUAGCACCCCGACCACCCUGACGGUAAACCCCGCUAUUCCUCUCACCAGCACGAGUGUCUCCAGCACUGCCCUCACUGGCAGGACCGCCGGCUCACCCACCAGCAACGCGGCGUCCGUCAUCUCCACGGUGGCAGCAGCCGUCACCGCGGCGUCCUCCUCGCCCUCGCUCAGCCCUCCCCCCGGCGUGCCUCAGACCUCCGCCGCAGAGUCGGCGGCGGCGGCUCAGGAGCCGGUGGCCACCCUGAGCCAGACGCCCUCAUCCCUGGCCAGCACGCUGGCCGCGGGCCAGGUGAUGGUAGCCGCGCCGGGGCUGUCGGCCGCCCUGCAGAGCGCCGCCCAGCUGCCCACCAGCGCCAGUUUGGCUGCCAUGGCAGCGGCGGCCGGCCUCAACCCAGGCCUCAUGGCCUCCUCGCAGUUUACUCCAGGUGGGGCUUUGCUGAGUCUGGCUCCUGGAGGUCUGGGCAGUGCACUAAGUCCAGCACUGAUGAGCAACAGCACCUUGGCCACUAUCCAAGGUGUGUGGAGUGCUCUGGCAUCUAGCGGGACUCUACCCAUCACCUCCCUGGAUGGGGGUGGCAACCUGCUGUUCGCCAACACCAGUGCCGGCAGCACGCCCAACCUGGUGACGGCACCGCUCUUCCUGAACCCACAGAACCUGUCGCUGCUUACGAGCAACCCGGUCAGCCUGGUGUCGGCCGGGGCGGCGGCAGCGGGGGCCGCCGGGGCCCUCAACCUGCACGUCGCAGCCGAAAGCCACCGCAGCGACGCCGUAACCACGGCAACCAUGCCUGCCUCCACAGUUGCCACCGCCUCCAAGGCCCAGUGAAGGCACCGCCCACUCUUCUCCUUUUCCAUCCUCUUUUUUUCUUCUCCUUCUCGUCAAAUCAUUAUUUUAAACCUUUUUGCUGCCACCAAAUAUGGCCUCACUGAAAAGAGGUUCUCGUACUGUUGUUAUUUUGGCGUUCCGUUUUUCGGUCCCUGUUUUGUACUUCCGCCGUACAUUUCAUUUCAGGUUAUGUGCAUUUUGGACCUUGUUGCCUGCUUUGGAUUCUCGGCAACUACCUUCAUGAAUGUUGGCAAUACUAGAGAGCUUAGCAUUAAGGUAGCUGAAGAAGAACUGUCUCUAGACUUUGCGCUUGCUCAUGCGGUAAUGCUCACCUCACUUCACUGUUUUUUUUUAUUUUGCUUCUCCCCCCCCCACUCAUCACUCAUCACUCUUCUUGCUCCUGAAACACUCCUAACCAAAAAUGCAUACCUUUUAUUGUUUACUUUUAAACUAUCAAAUCAUCACUCCUUACUGAUAACAUUAAUAGCCUUCAUUGUUAUCAUCAUCGCCACUUCUGAGGAAGGUUUUUGACACCCCGAUUUGAAAUGUUUCUCCUGGAGGUGCUGCACUGCAGGCCUCCGGGACGUCCUUCUCAAAUCAUCGAAUCUUUCUAUAGGUUUUCUUUAGCUUCCUCUGGUUUCUUGUAUCUAAUUCAGCAUUAUCUCCUUCUCACGUAUGGUUACAAGGCUUUAACGAAGUACUAUGUGGCUGCGAUACGGUUUCAUUACUUUAAGGAAUCGUUUGACUGAUCUGUCUGGAAACACUGAUUUAACAAAAAAAGAAGCGUACCCUAGUUUGGGUGUGGCGUGUGGACCUACAUUUGGGCUCACCUACAUAAUACUAAUAGCUUUAAAGGAUUGCAUGAGCGGUCCAUUACAAAUGAGGCUUUCUGAGAGGCCGACGGUAGAGUUCAGGCUACCGUUGUCGGGCAGCGUAGACCUUGGAGCAGUGACGGCUCCUGGCAGCACUCGGCAGCGUGGCCGGCGUCGUCUAGACUGUGGCUUGUAUUGGUCCGUCAGCCUCUUAAGGUCUUAAUAACAUGGGGUGGGCUUUUUGCUCACGGCUAAGUUGGUUUAGGACGUAUGGGGCGGUGCCGCCAGACACGUGGUGGUCCACCUUAACGUUGUGAGAGGCGGAAGGCAACCCAGCCUGGAGCAGGAUGGCUUGGUUGUCUUCUGUCGGAAUUUUUUAAGGGUUUGUUUUUCUACUUGUGCACAGUACCUGUACCAAAAAAGAAAAAGAGAGAGAAAAAAACUGGAUUUGAAAUCUGCAGUCUGCCGGGUCUUUAGGGGAAAAAAAUCUGUCACUGAUGCUUUGAGUAAGAUGUAAAUUUUUUUUUUUUUUUUUUUUUUUUUUUUUUGAGGUCUUUGGCUGGCCUUGCUUUCAAGAUAUACCAAAAAUAUUUGUUAGAACCUGUUGCUGUAUAUUACCAGUGUAGCGUAGAGUUAAGUCUAAAAUAUUUAUGAGCAUAUGCUCUUGGUAGACCACAGGAAAUAUUAUAAUGCAAUAUUUUGAAGAUCAUUUCCAAAGACAAAAGUACUUUUUAUUUUAUUGGAGAUCUGUUUCCCCUGCUCUGCUUGGUCUUGUCAUUGCAGCUAACCAAAUAACCCAAAACGAUGGGGAGGGUGGAGUGUGAAGCGGGUGGAUGCGGUCAGGGCCACAUGCUGCAGCGCAAAGCGCAGCGUAUCCCCCUCCAGGUCAUAGGUCAGAUGUGUUUGCGAGUGAGUAGGAGCAGGGGGUCGCAGGAGUCGCUCUUCCGCGCCCUCUCCCUCAUAAAGUUAAUAUAUUCGAAAAUGGACGGAAGCAGCACUCAUGUGUUUAUUGCUUACGGCUCGUUUUCUGUGCUUCCUCCUUUGUAGUUCUCAGAUGGCGGACUAUGUUUCCAUCCUCAGUAGACUGACGUAUUCGAUGUCGACGCAGGUAGGGACCAUUGUUAGAAGCUUUAUUCGGGCAGUCCCCUGUUUUCAUCCUACCAGUGUAAUUCAGCCGUGGUGUAAAGCUUGAACCAAAGUCGUUUUUCUUGCUAGCUGCUGUGCCUGUGGUGGGGACCAGCGUGACGCUGGUUGCACUAUCACCACUCUACACUACUGAUGAACCUCCUCAUCUCUUCCUCACCCUCUGUACCAAAACCCAACUCAUGGUGAACGUACUAAAUGAAUUGUGUUCAGCUUUAAAGGUGUAGCUUCAUGCAGAGCUAACGCGUUUUAGCCCUUGACAUCAAAGCAUUUCCAAAGAGUAUCUAAUGGCCUUGACUCUGUGUGUGUCGAGUAUGUUGGAGAGAUUUUCCUCCAGUUCCCUUUCUCCAGUUUGAAGCAGUCUUAGAUCUUGCUGUUCUUGAGGGGGCGUAGAUCAGACAGAGUGUUUGGAGUUGCUCCUCAGACAUCUCACCCUCAGGAGAGUUCACUGGAAUCCAUUUGUGGUUUUAGCUUUUGGGCUCUUACCACUAGCAUCAGUAAGAGCCUGUGGAAAAGAGUAAAAAAAACCAAAACAAACACAAAACCCAGAAGCGGCCAACCAUUUGACUGCCCCCUGGGUAUUUGGCACAGGAAUGGGACACGUGCGUAAACCCAUAACGGUACAUAGUGUGGUGUACAGGAAAGACUCAACCACUGUUUCCCUUUCAGAAUUCCUAUAGUACCGGUACAGUGAGGUUGUAUUUUAUUUAUUUGUCAGGUUGCUCAUUCAUCCUGAUUGUGGUCUGCUAUCUCUGCAGUCACAUGCUUUAGUCUAUAGUGUCGCGUUACGGUUCGGUCAGACAUUGAAACAGAACUGAGCUCUUCUGAAGCUCACUGGCAGUUUGAAUCCUGGGCCUGAGCAGCUGACUUAGCCUGUGGAGACUGGAGCUGGCUUCCCUCCGUUUUUAUGGCCCACCGUCGCUUCAUCUCUUCUACUCCUUAGUACUGUGCUCAGCCUGUUUUUCUUGCCCCGUCUGUCAGUUUGGUUACAUUUAGAAACGUGUUGAGACUUUAUUUAUUUUUAUCCUUUAAACCUUCAUUUGAAUGACCUCAUCAGCACUUAAAUAGAAGGUUCACUUUAAGUAAAAUGGCACCAACGGACAACUCCAGAAUGUAAAAGAGCCGUUAAUUGUACGACGGUCCUCUUACAAAUUCUCAUCAGUGCAUCAACACACAUAAUGAACUAAAGUCAAACUACUACUGCUAUUUUUUAAGUACUACUACUUAUAGGGUAUCUCCAGGUUAACCAGUUAUUUUAUUAUCCUACUUGCCAAAGUUAAAAGAAGCCUUUGUCUUUGCGGCUGGGUCGAUGUCUUUUGCUGCUCACUCCGUUGGUUCUGUCCUGAGGCUGCAACAUGGCCUCAUGGAGCUGAGUUUUCUGUGUAGUUAUGUAUCUGUCGUUGUAGUACAGUGGUGUGAUGACCGGUGAUGCCGGGACCAUGGGAAGUUACUGAAAUAUUUAUCGGAGGAAUGGCUUAAAGAAUUAGAGAGAACUUUUUUUUUUUUUUUUUCUAAAUUCUUAAAUUCUAUAUAUAAAUAUGUAUGUGUGUGUGUGUAUAUG